UGUAUCCGUGUAUCCAAUGCAGGCCGCCAUGGAUCACUCGAGUCUCUGCCGAGUUCGCGUUCAGCUCGGAUUCACUCGUCGCUUCGUCGGGCUGAACGCAUGCACCUCUGGAGCUCAUUGGAGCGGUGCAGUUCGUAUCGGUUCUGCGAUACUUGCGCCGGUGUAUCCGCGUUCGCCUUCCAUCUGCUACAGUGUAUCCAAACCUCGUCUACAGUUCUCCUAGCGAUAUACACACGAGAUGUCGUUUGGAGAGCCACAGCUGCACCGGUUGCAGCUCGGAAAGGAGAGAUACUGGUGCAGCAAGGAGGAAACCCUUGGUGUUUGACUCUUACCCUUUCGAGAACAAACUUUCAUUGACAUCACCAGUUCAUUCUGUAAUCUGCCGUGCAUCACACACAACAACAAGCUACUACCAAGACUUCGGGACGAUGACGAUCACCACCGCUCAGUUCGCGCUACGUUCUUUGCAGUCCCUCUUUGCGCUGCUUGCCAUCAUCUUCACCUGGGGUGGCUACGUCAAGAACGACGACGGUCAACUCAGUGGUCUUUCCCCGGAAUUCAGUAUCCUGAUGAACUACACGGCGCUCCUAACGGGUCUGUACUACGUGCUGCCGGUGAAGGUCCUCAAGUGGACGACGGUGGCUCCGUCGGUGCUGUUCCAGCGUCUGACCGACGGCGUGCUCGUGGUGCUUCUGCUACUCGGUGGUAUUCUACUCUGGGCUUCCUCAGGCGUUAAGGACUGCUCGGAGAAGAACGACGAGUACGAGGCGUACGCCGGUCUACAGCUCUUCCGUUGUGGGAACUUGACUAUGGGUGUCAUCUUCACCUUCAUCACCUUCGCACUGUUCCUCGUCUCGCUGGUCUGGAGCUUCGUAGGCAACAACGCCAAUGCCAACCAGGCCGAGACUGGUAUCAGUUACACCGAGGUCGCAACUCCAGGUGCUGCGCGUGCGGAGGCUUACUCGGCCGCGGAUUCGCGUCACCCGGCGCUGGCCAUUGCCCGUCGCGGCGGUCGCUUCGUCCAGUUCGUGCUUUCGCUCAUCAUCUUCAUCAGCACUGUGGCGGGCUACAAGCACUACUUCACGGGCCGGUUUACAAGCCCUGUCGCCAUGUUCGUGGUGCUCGUUUCAUGGAGCUGCAUCCUGUACACACUCUUCCACCUCGUCGUCGUUGAUAUUCUCAAGAAGUCGCACCGUCCGAGCGUCAGCGUCGAGCGAAUCCUGGACCUACUUCUGGCUGUUCUUCUGCUACUGUUCGCUAUCCUCCUCGCCGCGUCGCACCAGGUUGACCACUGUGACACCAUCAACGCCAAAUACGAGGCGGACACGGGCUCGCUUGGCGGGAACAAUGUCUACCGCUGCGGCAGUCUCACGCGCGCCUACGUGCUCGCCUUCAUCGACUGCGUCUUCUUCCUGGCCACCUCCGCACUCAGCUUCUGUGGCUCCAGCGACAGCGAACCCGCCCCGCGUCACGUGGACGUCGACCCCGGUCAGCAAGUGUAAUCUUGUAUCCGUUCAUGCGCUUAGCUUUCGAUGACAACUUCAACUUGAUCUAACAAAAAAAUCGUUCAUCAUAUCUUUUGGAACAUUUUCAUGACAUCACGGGACUCUUGUUUGUAUAUUUU
Molecule: messenger RNA, 1624 nt
Organism: Phytophthora nicotianae INRA-310
Lineage: Eukaryota; Oomycota; Peronosporomycetes; Peronosporales; Peronosporaceae
Exons: 1
Coding region: 429-1502 (357 amino acids)
Cellular component (GO): membrane
Source: RefSeq, a predicted model, not a curated record